Messenger RNA from Protobothrops mucrosquamatus (brown spotted pit viper), 729 nucleotides. Its product is annotated as neurogenic differentiation factor 2-like. Bases 103 to 729 code for a protein of 208 amino acids. The transcript has a single exon. The record is from RefSeq and is a predicted model, not a curated record. Lineage: Eukaryota; Metazoa; Chordata; Lepidosauria; Squamata; Viperidae. Gene Ontology annotation, molecular function: protein dimerization activity.
AAGGACCUGGGCGCUGAUGGAGAGGAGGAGGAGUUGGAGGAGGAAGGGGUCGAGGAAGCAGAAGGCGAUCGGCCUAAGAAACGGGGCCCCAAAAAGAGGAAAAUGACCAAGGCUAGGCUGGAGCGCUCCAAGCUACGACGCCAAAAGGCCAACGCCCGGGAACGCAACCGGAUGCACGACCUCAAUGCUGCCUUGGACAACCUCCGCAAGGUCGUGCCUUGUUACUCCAAAACGCAGAAAUUGUCUAAGAUCGAAACCUUGCGGCUAGCCAAGAACUACAUCUGGGCCUUGUCGGAGAUCCUGCGCUCGGGUAAGAGGCCGGACUUGGUCUCCUACGUGCAGACUUUGUGCAAAGGCUUGUCCCAGCCAACCACUAACUUGAUGGCCGGUUGCCUCCAGCUCAACUCAAGGAAUUUCCUUACCGAGCAAGGUCAGGAGGUCGGGAGAUACCACGGGCCCAACUCAACCUUUGCCGUGCACCCCUAUGCCUACCAGUGCUCGCGGAUAACCAGCGCUCAGUGCGCUUCCAGCAUCAUGGCUAGCUCCCACGCCUUGCAGACGCACGCCUACUGCGCCACCUAUGAGUCCCUCUGUGGGAACGCCUCUCCAGACUAUAAUAGCUCGGAAUACGAUGGGCCCCUGAGCCCUCCUUUGUGCGUGAACGGGAUUUUUUCCAAGCAAGACUCUUCCCCCGACCACGAGAAAAAAUACCAUUAUUCUAUGCACUAG